Messenger RNA from Candidozyma haemuli, 1326 nucleotides. RefSeq names its product delta(14)-sterol reductase (gene ERG24). The coding region runs from base 1 to 1326 and encodes 441 amino acids. Gene Ontology annotation, cellular component: endoplasmic reticulum membrane. Gene Ontology annotation, biological process: ergosterol biosynthetic process. The record is from RefSeq and is a predicted model, not a curated record. Gene Ontology annotation, molecular function: Delta14-sterol reductase activity. Lineage: Eukaryota; Fungi; Ascomycota; Pichiomycetes; Serinales; Metschnikowiaceae. The transcript has a single exon.
AUGUCGGAAUUGAACCCUGUCACUAAGCAUAAGGAGUUCUUUGGAAUUCCUGGUGCUUUAGCAAUCCCAACGUUCUUGCCAUUACUCUUGGUAUUCUUCUAUGCCGUGUGCAAUGAACACUACUCGGUUAAAGGGAUCCUGCUUGAUCUCAACAAGGUUGCCGAACAGAUUCCCCAGUCCUGGGACGAAUGGAGGGAAUUGUGCUUUGAUGGUACGGUGUGGACUGCCUACUUGGCCUGGUUCUUUAUCUUGGCUGUCCUCGACGUCUAUUCUCCUGGUAAAGACAUGGACGGUGUUACCCUUCGUGAUGGUACCAAGUUGCAAUACCGUAUCAACGGUAUCUUUAUGAGUGGGACCUUGAUUGUGUUGCUUCUCGCAAGACUCUUUGCAUCUGGAGACUACUACCUUCCUGAGUUGCAAUUCUUGUACGACAACCAAGCAAAGUUGAUCUUCGUCACCAUCAUUUACUCGUUCAUCGUGGCCUUCUUCGUGUAUUUCAUGUCUUUUGUCCCAUUGCGCAAAGAAAAUGGCCUCAAGACAAAGGAAAGGAUCCUUUCUAUCAACGGUAACUCAGGUAAUCCUAUUUACGAUUGGUUCAUUGGACGUGAAUUGAACCCAAGAAUUGGUGCGUGGGAUAUCAAGCUCUUUUGUGAGUUGAGACCAGGCAUGUUGUUGCUUUUCUUGAUUAACUUAUCUUGCAUUCACAACCAAUAUCACAAGUUUGACAAGAUUUCCAACUCAUUGGUAUUGAUCAACUUCUUGCAAGCUUUCUAUAUCUUCGAUGGUGUCCUCAACGAGGAAGGCUGCUUGACCAUGAUGGAUAUCGCUACCGAUGGAUUCGGAUUCAUGCUUGCAUUCGGUGACUUGGCCUGGCUUCCAUGGUCAUACUCUUUACAAUGUCGUUAUCUUUCUUUGGAAGGUAACGCUGUUGAUCUCACUUGGAUUCAGGCAGCUUCUAUCUUGGCUCUAAGCUUCUUCGGUUACUACAUAUUCCAUUCUUCAAACCAACAGAAAUCAGACUUCAAACAAGGCAAGCUUGACCAUAUGAAGAGCAUCCCCACCCCAACUGGUUCGAAGUUGCUUGUUGAUGGAUGGUGGAAGCUCUCGCAGCAUAUCAACUACCUCGGUGAUUGGUUCAUCGGCUGGUCUUGGUGUCUACCUACCGGAAGUCAAACCAUUUUGACCUACUUCUAUGUCAUCUAUUUUGGUGUCUUGUUGGUUCACAGGCAAACUAGAGACGAAGCCAAAUGCAGAGCUAAGUAUGGCAAGGCAUGGGAGGAAUACGAGAGACAGGUUCCUUACAAAAUAGUUCCGUACGUGUGGUAA